Spodoptera litura is the source of this 3570-nucleotide messenger RNA. RefSeq lists its product as uncharacterized. NCBI's taxonomy places the organism in Eukaryota, Metazoa, Arthropoda, Insecta, Lepidoptera, Noctuidae. The record is from RefSeq and is a predicted model, not a curated record.
UGUGAGCCGGCAAAUUGAAUCCAAAUUAAAUAUAACAUGUGAAUAGCCAAAUUUACUUAACCCUCGUUUCGUUUAGUGAUGAAAAAAGUCAAUUUUGAGUUUUGCUGCAGUCAGAAGUAGAUAGACUUAGAGACAGUCGUAGACACUUUGAUCUUUUAACUUUUGACAUGAAGACAGGAAUAAAUCUUAAUAUCCUUCAUACAUAACCUCUAAAUAAGAAAUGUUUAGUUUUUAUAUUGGUAACUAAUUACAGUGCUGAAAGAAAAGAGAGAAAAAAAGAAUUUAUAAAACCGGCACCUCACUGGUAGCUGGCGCGGCGCUGAUUGCUUACCAUCGGGUGAUGCAUCUUGUUUGUUUGCCCCUAUCAUAUGAAAACCUGAAAGCGAUCAAGAAUAAAAUUGAAUAUAAUGAGCAGCGCCCUAACAUGAGUAAAUAGGAAAGAACUACUAAUUCUACUCUUUGAUCUAAAAAUUAUCCUCUGUCUGCAAAGGGCUUAUGAAUUUAACUUGGUUAAAGAUUUAUUGUGCUAAGAACAUACAUUGGGUUUAGUUUUAUGGAGAAUAAUUCUAUAUUUAAUUAAUUCUUUUAGUUCGUCAGCAUAAGUUUUUCCGCAAUAAACAUAGAACCAGGAAAAGACGUGAAUGGCAUUCAGGGUCCGAAAAGAAGCGGGUGAAAGUCUUUGCCCGAUUCUACUAAUGGUUUAUGGUCCAUGUCAUAUCCGAAUAAGUAUAGCUAUCUAUUGCUCUAGCUCUGGCAGCCGAUAAUCUGACUUGGACUUGCAUAAUUCUUAUUUUAACUUUACAUACACAAUUGACAUCCCUCACUUUUCACCGUGUAUAUUUGGAUAACAAUUUUUAAAAUUCCUUUUUCUUUAUAACGUAAAAUAUUCUGAAACACCAUUGUAACAGUGAUGAGAGUAAUAGAGGUAAAUUAGUUAGGAUUGAUUGUUCUCCGAUGUCGGGGGAUCCAUUCGACUACAUAAGAUGGAGUGUAAGUCGAGCGAUAGCAAAAAAUUGUUCAAAGUAUUUGACGCGGCGAAGCACAAGAGGACUAGGAAAAAACGGGAUGGGCUCGACGAUUCCACCUCUGUUGUGACGGACGGCUCUGCUGGCGGCUGUCCACCAAACGUCGGUCGAGCACCAUCAAUGAAAGCUAGUUUACAAGAAGUAGCCGUUGUGCAGAACAUACCUGUACAGCAUGAUGCCAAUAAUUCAAAGAGGGACCGAGACAGCAGUCCUUCAAUUUCGCGGUCACCAGUCGAGGAACAGCAUCGUGGCUCCAGGUCGCCACGGCGUCAUCAUCGCCGGUCGACAAGAGAUGGAGUUUCCUUGGCUUUGAAAGCGGGUAUGGUUUCAACUCCACGGUCCAUCUCACCGCCACAGGAGGGCGAUGGAGUCGGUGGACCCAUACCACAAGACCAAGACUCAUUUAUAUACGCUUUUCUAGAGGAAGCUAUCAAAAGAGAUAAAAAGAAACAACGACACGCUCGUCGUCGGGAGCAAGAGAGACGAGUGAGUAACGAGGACUUACGCGAACGUUCUGCGCCGCGCGACAGGGAGAGACAUCGACACCAUCACAAGGACCGGCACAGAGAGAAAGACGAAAUACCUUCCCGGGAACAUAAUAAGUCAAGCAGGUCGCCUAAAGCAGUGUCUCCACGACAAGGGGGAUUAGAUCAAAACAUGCUGCUUGAGACGUUCGCCAAGUUUUGUGCGCAAAUCAAUGAUAAAAACAAUACCAGCUAUUCUAGCCAGCCUGUGCCCCGAACUCAAAGCCACAAGUCCUUACAAUGUGAAGUCAUUGACAGGCGGGACACGUAUGAAUUAGAGCGUCAACCAGUGCGGUUGAGUCAAGGGAAGUCUAGAGAGUUAGUGGCCACGUCUAGAAUACGAAGCCAGGAGAACUUCUCCUGUAGGUUACGGAGCCAUGACAAGAUCACGGUAAUGUGUGACGAGCGUGGGAAGCAAGAGAAGUGCUUGUGUUACUACGACAAAGAUAGUCCUAAAUACCCCAGCAAGUUGGAUAUCAGCAGAUCAAGGAUCCGUCCUGGGGAAGAUGAAAGAUAUCGGGACUAUCCUCCGGUUACCGUACCCACUAGAAGCUGUUUGGAUCCGUGCAGGGGCCGGGCACCAGAUGGGCGAGACUACAGGGACUACGACAGGGACUUUAGAGGACGACAUUACGAUGACGACAGGAGAAGAUAUUUUGAACAGAAGACAAGUAGGAGCUUUGAUGUGCACAGGGAAGGGUACGAGGAAGACCGGAACUGUCGCAGGACAGCACGGAGCGACACGCUCAAGGACAGGCGAUACGAAGAGAGAGACAAGAGAUAUGAAGAAAUGGGGAAAUAUUACGACGAGAAAGGGGCAGACCUGCGAGAUCGACAAAACGUGUCAAGUAAGGAUCGACGCUACAGGAGGAACGUGGAGAGGUUCGAGAGAAACUCUGUCGCUUCCAGGGAGGAGGACUAUAGAGAGAGGGAUAGAGAUAGAGAAAGGGAAAGGGAAAGGGAAAGGGAAAGGGACAGGUACUCCGAGAAGGAGAGGGAUUCGGGACUGAGCGUGGCUGACGGCGAGACGAGCACUAUGAGCGGGAGGAGUAACUGUCUGAAGGUUGUGAAGCAAGAGAUAGCUGAACAACGCGAGGCCAUGGACAAGAUGAUGAAGCUUUGGAAGGAUCUCAUGCGUUGCUUCAAGGGGAUCUCUCAGACUCAGGGCCAGGAUAAAAAUAUGCGAGAAUCAGCGGCGAACGUGAAGGAAUCGGCAGCGGCACAGUUGCGGCUGUGGCGCGAGUGUAUGCGACGGUACGAGACUGUCGCCAGGGACGUCGGAGACACUGACGCUAGGCUCAUGGAGGAGAUCAAGAAGCAGCGCUCUGAGAUGGCGGAGAUGGCCAACAUGUGGCAGGAGUGUCUGCAGCGGUACCGGGACAUGAGCAACGACUUCAACAGUCUUAAGCAACAGUUAGUGACCCCGGAGAGUCCGACGCGGUUGCCGGCCGCGCCGCUGGUGUGUGCGGAGGGCGAGGGCCCCGCGCCCGCCCCGCCGUACCGCCUGCCGACGCACUACCCGCCGCACGUGCCCCCUCCGCCCGGGUACGGCGCGGGGUCCCCGCUGCGCGGGCGGCGCUCGGCCCCGCCGGCCCCGCCCGCCUGGUGGUGGUGCGCGGAGCCCCCCACUCGCUCCCCGCGCCGCCGCUCCUCGCCAGAGUCACGCACCAGUCGCGAGCGGGAACGUAGGCAUCGACACAAGGACAGAGAUGAAUCGAGAUAUAAGGAGAAAACUACAAAACCUUCUGCUGCACGUUCGGAGCACAGACACAGAAAAAGAUAACAUGUUUCAGUAGUAAAUUCUAGUAACGACAACACUGCCACAACAUGUUCUCACGACGCACACGACAAAUUUACUAAAGUUUACAACUAAGAAAAAAUGUAUAAUUAAAGAAAAUUCGUGCGAUGUGUUCGCUUACUUAAAUUACAUUGUUUUUGACUUUGAAGAAUGUGUCACGUAUCAUGUAUCAAGUGGUUUUUAACUGUUGUUGCAAGUAACACAAUUAAAUGGAUGAAAAGCC